Messenger RNA from Symbiodinium pilosum, 795 nucleotides. NCBI's taxonomy places the organism in Eukaryota, Dinophyceae, Suessiales, Symbiodiniaceae. The record is from the annotation of a GenBank genome assembly.
AUGUUUGUCGCCCUCACUGCUUGGCAAGCGCGCCUCCGAGCCAAACUCGUCCCUUGGAGAUCUCUGGCAUGCAAAGCUGCAGGGCCAAAAGGGCCUUCAGAACAGGACUGGAACGACAGCUCCUCUUCUGAAGACAAGCCUUUUGAUCUGUAUGUGCUGGCCCGGCGACUGGGCGUCAAGCCCAAAGACGUGAUCUACACAAUACACGAACUGCAUAGGGAGGGCCUGAAGAUGUACGGAGAGGGUGAUCACAUCCCCAAGAGCGAUGCCCAGGUAAUCUGCGAGUUGGGGUUUGGCGAGCGACUUCCCCCGCGCAAGUUGCCAGAGGCUUGGAUGAAGAAUUUGCACUCGGUGCCCCAGUAUGCGGCUUCAUUGGAACCUGAUGAACGUGACGAGGUGGAAGCUAGCGAUGAACCUGGUUCCUCGGCGCAGGGUAGAGAAGAUGAUCUAUUGAAAGCUCGCCUGGCAAAAACAUGUGGCACUCGACCAACGAAACGCCUUUUCCAAGAGCUGCGGAAAGAAGGCUUCCGCAUGGGAGGAGACCGCGGGUUCCACAUCUACAGCCGCUCCGGGAAAGAGUUCGUGCUAAAUCGGCCGACCCAGUGGGAUGCCGCUGUACACUUUGAGAGGAUGUGGUCCUUUGUGAAGGCAGAGCGUUGGCCAGGUCAGUUCUGCGAGAGAUGUCGCGAGUGGGUUCCACAGGCAGAGUUGGAUGAGGCUGAAGAGCUAGGCUCCGUGGGAUAUGCAGCUGGAUGCCUUGGAACUUGUGCGACUGCAAGGCAGCGUACCAAAUAA